AUCAAACCUCACAUGCUGCGCAGACCUUAACUAUUCAGCACCCUGUCAUAAGCAGCGAAAGACACGUUUGUGACACUUUCAAUCAGUGGCUCGGAGAGCAGCUGGCACAGCUGGUUCCUGCCAGUGGAGUCGAUGUGGUGGAACUGGAGGAUGAAGGCACAUGCGUGCGUUUUAGCCCACUGAUGACUUCUGCAGUUUUAGGAACUGAAAUACAAGAUGUUGAUCAGUUAGUAGACUGCUUAAAAAUGAAGAUCUCAGUAUUGACAAGUACAAUGCAACUGAGAGAGGAAUUUGAGCAAGAAGUGAGAAGGACAGUAGGCCUGUUGUACAUUGAAGAUCUCAGCUGGCCAGGAUUAGGUGUUGUAAGAUACAACUAUCACAGCGAUGGGAAGAAUGAUGAAAAACAAGAAAAAGAACUAGAAAAAAUCAACACAGAGCUGCUGAAGAAAUUAAAUGAACUGGAGUCGGAUCUCAUUUUUUCCUUGGGUCCAGAAUUUGGAGGGCAGAAGAAUUGCAUUUAUAUUGGCAUGGUAAAUGAGGAUCUGGAUGUGUCGGAGUUGGUUGAAACUAUUGCAGCAACAGGCAGAGAAAUUGAAGAAAAUUCAAAAUUGUUAGAAAACAUGACUGAAGUUGUUAGAAAAGGGAUACAGGAAGCGCAACUUCAGCUUCAGAAAGCAAAUGAAGAACGACUUCUGGAAGAGGGUCUGCUACGACAAAUACCGGUGGUGGGCUCCGUGCUGAACUGGUUUUCUCCAUUCCAAGCCUCGCCAAAGGGAAGAACGUUCAAUUUAACAGCGGGCUCUCUAGAAUCCACAGAAUCCACAUACGUGUCAAAAGCCCAAGGAACAGGCACCACUCCACCACCAACUCCUACUGCCAGCCUUGCAAAGCAGAGACUUCCUGGCCAGAAAAUUUUUAAAAGGUCUCUAAGAAGUUCUGAUGCGUUCAGUGAGACCAGUUCCGUCAGCCACUGCAAUGACCUGGAGGAGAUGGAUCACAGACCCCCAGCUCUAUCCCCUGGCCAAGAGCAAGGACCUUUGGAGACAGAAAAAACAGAGCAGCGGCAGGAGGUGGCACAGUCACCACAGACAGACACUGAGGAUGUUCAGUGUGACAAAUCUCCAACUGACUGCACGACGGCAGAGGAACAAGAGAGUCAAAGAUAA
This is a messenger RNA of Mesitornis unicolor (brown roatelo), 1166 nucleotides long. RefSeq names its product pyridoxal-dependent decarboxylase domain-containing protein 1-like. The transcript is spliced from 9 exons. The record is from RefSeq and is a predicted model, not a curated record. Gene Ontology annotation, cellular component: intracellular membrane-bounded organelle. The annotation marks the transcript as partial. NCBI's taxonomy places the organism in Eukaryota, Metazoa, Chordata, Aves, Mesitornithiformes, Mesitornithidae.